Messenger RNA from Onychostoma macrolepis, 1354 nucleotides. Its product is annotated as sialic acid-binding Ig-like lectin 14. NCBI's taxonomy places the organism in Eukaryota, Metazoa, Chordata, Actinopteri, Cypriniformes, Cyprinidae. Bases 1 to 1266 code for a protein of 421 amino acids. The record is from RefSeq and is a predicted model, not a curated record. The transcript is spliced from 7 exons.
AUGUCGGUCAGAAUGGCUCCUCGUCUUCCUCUGAUCGUUCUGCUCAUGAUUCACGGGGUUUCUGGUGCUGGUUGGGGUGUGAGUUACAGUCCUUCACACAUCUGUGCACUAAAGAACUCAUCAGUGAUAAUGAGCUGCACUUAUACAUACCCUACUGGACAUAAGAUCACGAAAGUGUUCUGGACCAAAGGACCUGUAAUAAAGGGUACAGAGCCCCCAGAUCUGUCUGAGGACCGUCAAUACAGUCAGAGGCUUCAGUAUCUGGGAGAUAAACAGCAGAACUGCACCAUCAGACUGAGUCAUGUGACACAGAAAGAUGCACACGUGUACUGUUUCAGAUUCACAACUGAUAAAGAUAAAUGGGUUGGUUAUCCAGGAGUGACUCUUAAUGUCACAGAUCUUCAGGUGGAGUCUCCUGAGACAGUGACAGAGGGAGAUUCAGUCCGUCUGACAUGUAAAAGCAGCUGCGCUCUGACUGACGGAGCAACAUUCAUCUGGUACAGAAACUCACAGCCAUUAACUGAGAGAAGAGACAGAAACAAUCAACUCCUGCUGCAGUCAGUCAGAAGAGAGGAUGCAGGCAGAUAUAGCUGUGCUGUACAUGGACACACUUACAUCUCUCCUGCUGCUCAUCUCAGUGUCACAUAUCCACCAAAGAGCAUCUCAGUGUCCAUCAGUCCAUCUGGUGAAAUAGUGGAGGGAGGUUCAGUGACUCUGAGCUGCAGCAGUGAUUCAAACCCACCUGCAGAAAUCAGCUGGUUUAAGGAGAAUCAAAGCUCAGCUGUUGGAUCUGGACAGAGUUUCAGUGCUCUACAGAGUGGACGCUUCUACUGUGAGGCUCACAAUCAACAUGGAUCUCAGAGAUCAGACGCUGUUACUGUCACAGGUGAAGCUUUUAUUAACACACUCCUGUAUCUUCACAUCAUUCAUCAGUUUGUUAAUUAUGAUGAUCUUCAUCAUUCAGUUCAUCUUGGUGCUGGUACGAAUGUGUUUGUGAUCACAGCAGCAUCUGGAGGAGGAUUAUUCAUCAUCAUCAUCCUCAUCCUGUUUAUAAUGAGGAAACAAAAGACUGUUAAAACUGAAGAUCUCAAAAUGAAAGAGAAUGAUCUCUAUUCUGACGUGUCACAGAGAGUUUCAGAGCCUCUUUCUGAACCUGAUACAGCCAGUGAUGCUCUGUAUGCCAAUGUGAAACCCAGCAGAGGAACAACUCCUGAAUCCAGAGAUACUGAGGAGAUGCAGAGCACAACUGUGAGAAAAACAACUUAAACAGCACAGAUCUGAGCUAUAACACUGUUGCGCUCCUGUUUUUGAUUAUUAUUUUUUUUUAGGCAAUCAAAUGUUCAAACUGUGGAAG